Mixia osmundae IAM 14324 is the source of this 459-nucleotide messenger RNA. RefSeq lists its product as uncharacterized. NCBI's taxonomy places the organism in Eukaryota, Fungi, Basidiomycota, Mixiomycetes, Mixiales, Mixiaceae. Gene Ontology annotation, molecular function: ATP hydrolysis activity; ATP binding. The transcript has 3 exons. Gene Ontology annotation, biological process: double-strand break repair via homologous recombination. The coding region runs from base 1 to 459 and encodes 152 amino acids. Gene Ontology annotation, cellular component: Smc5-Smc6 complex. The record is from RefSeq and is a predicted model, not a curated record.
AUGACCGCAGGCUUCGGCUGUCUCGGCGAGAUCAACCUCAACAGCGAAUCCGAAGACUAUGAUCAGUGGGGUAUCGAGAUCUCCGUCUCGUUCAGAAAGCAAGAAGCACUCAGUUUGCUGACGGCAACGCGGCAAUCCGGUGGCGAACGAUCGUUGUCGACCAUUCUCUACCUGAUGAGCCUCACAGAACUCGCCAAAGCGCCGUUUUCCCUGGUAGACGAGAUUAACCAGGGUAUGGAUCAGCGAGCCGAGCGCAGAGUUCACAACCAGCUCGUCGCUGUGACAUGCACGCAAGACGCUGGCCAGUACUUCCUCAUCACGCCAAAGCUUUUACCCAAUCUAGAAUAUCACCAAAUGAUGAAGAUCCUCUGCGUUCAUUCUGGCGACUGGCUACCGUCCAGGUUUAACGCGAUGGAGAUCCUCACGAGACGACUGCAGGCUGUCGCACAUGCUCGAUGA